Messenger RNA from Thyridium curvatum, 687 nucleotides. RefSeq lists its product as uncharacterized. The record is from RefSeq and is a predicted model, not a curated record. Gene Ontology annotation, molecular function: gamma-glutamylcyclotransferase activity. The coding region runs from base 1 to 687 and encodes 228 amino acids. The transcript has a single exon. Lineage: Eukaryota; Fungi; Ascomycota; Sordariomycetes; Thyridiales; Thyridiaceae.
AUGGAUGGCAUCUCAAUCUGGUACUUUGCCUACGGGUCCAACAUGUCCGCGGCCGUGAUGAGCAAACGCGGAUUGAAGCCGCAGGGUGCCGAGAACGUCAUAGUGCACUCUCACAUUCUUGUUUUCGACGUUUUCGGGGUGCCGUACACUGAUCCCGCCAUGGCUGGGAUCCGCCGGAAGCCUGCCGAGUGCAGCGAGCCCUCAGUGCAUGGGGUCGCUUACUUGCUCUCGGCUGCCGACUACAGUCGUCUCAAAAUUUCCGAGGGAGCCGGAACUGGCUACCAGGAAGUCACCCUGGAGGCCGAAAUCAUGCACCAUUCGGAAGGUCCAGGGUACCAACAUACGACGGCCGGCUCUCUACGGCCGACCUUCGCCGGAACGACUUCCCGGUCUCAGCCCAGCCUGAUGGUGACGACUCUACUGGCCAGGAACCCCUUUGAACCAGUACGAAUGCCCAGCGUACGCUAUAUGGUGAGAACAGCCAGUCUCCUCCAGAUUUCAUUGGCAAGUUCUAGUGUUUUGACAGGUGUUAGAAUCUACUCAUUGAUGGGGCUACGGAGCGAGGGUUGCCGCAGUCCUACGUGGACUAUCUGCAGUCGUUGCCUAGCUACACUCCGCCUCCAUUACAUUGGCUGCAUCACUUUUUUGCCAUUCGAAUGUUUCUGUGCUUUUGGCAUCCGAUCCUAA